Molecule: messenger RNA, 705 nt
Organism: Trifolium pratense (red clover)
Lineage: Eukaryota; Viridiplantae; Streptophyta; Magnoliopsida; Fabales; Fabaceae
Product: probable transcription factor At5g61620
Exons: 3
Coding region: 1-705 (234 amino acids)
Molecular function (GO): DNA binding
Source: RefSeq, a predicted model, not a curated record
AUGGUGUUAAGUGGCAAGAGAGAAAUUGAAUCCUUAAAGACAAAAGAUCGAGAACAAGUUGUAGUUAUCAAGUUCCAAAUUGUGCAAGAGCUCAACCAAUUAUUGUUUAAUGACGAUAAUCUCCAUACUCAGUCAAGUGUUGUUGAAUCACCUCCAUACUCAGAUGAUCUCACUUCGGCUGACAAGAACAAUGUAAAAAAGAAAGUGAAGCAUUGGAAUCAUGAUGAACAUAGGUUAUUUCUGCAAGGGCUCGAGAAAUAUGGUCGUGGAAAUUGGAAAAAAAUAUCAAAACAUGUUGUUACAAAAACUCAUACACAAGUUGCUAGUCAUGCUCAAAAAUACUUCCUUCGUCAAGAUGAUGCAAUGAAGAAGAGGAAACGAACAAGCAUUCAUGACAUAACCGAAUGGAAUGAAAAUGUUCAGCCUCUUGUAUAUAAGGACUACAAUUCAACUCCUCCUCCUCCUAAUGUUGAAAUCCAUCAAAUUCAUGACACAACAGAAUUGAAUGGAAAUUUCCACCCUCUUCUUUAUAAGGACUACAAUCCAACUCCUACUCCAAAUGUUGAAAUACAUCAAAUCCAUGACACAAUCGAAUGGAAUGGAAUUUUUCACCCUCUUCUUUAUAAGGACUACAAUCAAACUCCUCCUCCAAAUGUUGAAAUGCCUCAAAUUCAUAAGGAGUUUUUAUUUCCUUGUAUUGUUUAG